AUGAUGAGCAUUCAUUGGCUAUGGGCAUCCUUAGCCUUGGCCGCACUUUGCUAUUUUCUUCAAGAUUUAUUCUUGAUGAAGAAGAGAAGAGGGUUGCCUCCAGGUCCAAAAGGGCUCCCGGUUAUAGGAAGUCUGCAUCUACUAGGGAAGAACCCUCAUCAAGAUUUGGCGAAAUUGGCCAAAAAACAUGGCCCUAUAAUGUACAUGCGUUUUGGUUAUGUCCCAGCGAUCAUUGUCUCAUCUCCUGAAGCAGCUGAAAAGUUUCUCAAGACUUACGAUCAAGUUUUUGCCGGUAGACCUUAUCAUGAAGCAUCUUGGUACAUCGCGUAUGAGCAGAGAAACUUGACUUUCGGUCAAUAUGGUCCCUAUUGGCGAAGCAUGCGUAAGCUUUGCAUUUUACAGUUGCUCAGCAGCCACAAGAUCAAUUCAUUCAGGCCAAUGAGAGGAGAAGAGGUGGGAAAAUUGGUCAAAUCACUAAAACAUGCUGCUUCAGAUGGUGCUGCUGUGGAUCUUAGUGCCUUGAUUUCAUCCUUAGGCGCGAAUAUGAGUUGCUUGAUGAUAUUUGGACAGAAGUACAUGGAUAAGGAUUUUGAUGAUAGGGGUUUUGGAGAGGUCAUUCAGGAAGCAUUGCAUGUUGGAUCGACGCCUAAUAUCGGUGAUUACUUUCCCCUGCUUGGUGUGCUUGAUCUUCAGGGACUUACUCGUCGAUUUAAGGCUCUGGCUAAGGUGUUCCAUGAUUUUUUUGAUAAAAUCAUUGACGAACAUCUUGAAUGCAAGGAGCAGAGACAAACCAAGGACUUUGUGGACAUCAUGAUGGAAAUUAUUCAGUCCGGAACGUCUGAGUUCGAAUUUGACCGUCGUCAUGUCAAAGCUGUUUUGUUCGAUAUGCUUGUAGCCUCGAUGGGCACUUCAGUGACAGCAGUUGAAUGGGCCAUUUUAGAACUCCUUAGACAUCCAGCGGCCAUGAGGAAACUCCAGAAAGAACUGGAAGAGAAAGUCGGAUUGGAGAGGAUUGUUGAGGAAUCGGAUCUUGAGGGCCUGGAGUAUUUGGACAUGGUUGUCAAAGAAUCAAUGAGGCUUCAUCCUGUCGGACCACUAAUGCUCCCCCAUGAGUCAAUUCAAGAUUGCACAGUUGACGACUUCCAUAUUCAGAAAAAAUCGCGGAUCAUCAUAAACAUAUACGCAAUUGGCCGUGAUCCAAAUGUCUGGCCUGAUCCGGAGGCCUUCAUUCCUGAAAGAUUCAAGGAUAGAGAUAUAGACCUUCGAGGACAAGAUUUCCGACUUAUACCAUUUGGCUCAGGCAGAAGAAUUUGCCCAGGUUUGCAGUUGGGGCUCACUGUUGUGCGUUUUGUGCUAGCACAGUUGGUGCAUUGUUUCGAUUGGGAACUUGCAGACAACAUUCAGCCAACUGAUUUGGAUAUGUCUGAGGCUUUUGGUUUAGUAAAUUCAAGGGCUGAGCAUUUAAAAGUGGUGCCCAUUUACCGAUUGCACAAAUGAAUAAAGAUUGUGGACUCCAUCUCGUUCUGAAGAAGCAGCUGCUUCCUUGAGCAUUAGACAGUAGAGAAGUUUCGGAAUUCUUGUAUAUCUUGAUGUUGCAUAAGUCAAUUGUUACAUUUUCCUUGCUACUUUCAUAGUGAAAACAUUGUUAAGUGGAUUUGUUUUUA
Coffea eugenioides is the source of this 1664-nucleotide messenger RNA. Its product is annotated as cytochrome P450 CYP736A12-like. The record is from RefSeq and is a predicted model, not a curated record. Bases 1 to 1497 code for a protein of 498 amino acids. NCBI's taxonomy places the organism in Eukaryota, Viridiplantae, Streptophyta, Magnoliopsida, Gentianales, Rubiaceae. The transcript has 2 exons. Gene Ontology annotation, molecular function: heme binding; iron ion binding; monooxygenase activity.